UGUGCCGUAGGAGAAGUUGUUGAGCGAAUCUGAAACCAUCUCGAUAUAUUAGCGUUCUUCAAAUGCGACAUGAUAACGUUAACGUACUUAAACAAGUGACCCGGAACUUAAACCAGAGCCGUGCAAAUGCCGAAAUUAGUCUUUUACACCAAGCUACGGUUGGAGCACGCUUUUUAGUUUUCAAGUGAAUUGUGAAAAUCUUAAAGUUUACUUGAAAAAAAAAUAAUGAUCUUCAUAUGAGUAAAAUAAUAAUCUUCAUACCUAUGUGCAUUUAUCUGCGAAAUUUGACGAAGAUACGUUCAUAUUGGGACUUUUAGCAGACCGCUUCACGUUUAAAUCUUUGGGACAUUUAUUUCUCCCAAAGUCCAACCGGAUGCUGCGCACACAAGCGGUUUUCCCGCUAAUGAUGUUAGCUGCCCGAAGCGUAAACUGUUUUAACGCCAGGCUAUACAGAUACAAAAUCACAAACCAUUGGGACUUACGAUUCAAAAAAAACGACUGGAGUGUAAAAGCCAAAAAUCCUUUCGAAAUACUCGUUUGUAAAGUUGCUGUCAUAUCAACUUAAAUUCUACGUAGUCAUACCACUAAUUCAUGCCACUGAGUCAUGCCACUGAUUCUUCGGGAAUCCAGUUGGGAUCAGAACGAUUCGCACGUCUUCGUCACCAUCGUCUUCAACCAUGUCAACCCAAAAUCCGCAGAUAUUUUCACCUCGCCGAAGUAUGUGAAGGUCUCUCUGUCCCCGUAUUUUUACGAACUCUACUUGUUCGCCGAGAUCGAUGACUUGCGCAGCAUCGCCGAAAUUUCCUCCAACCAGAUCGUCUUACGCUUACCCAAAGCCCGAUCCCAACGGUGGGAAUCACUGCGACAUGAGAAAUCUAAUGAUCCUGAGAUUAUGCGACAAGUUCGUGCAGAAGCGAUGGAGUACGCUGCUGCGCGUCUCACUGCCGAGGCCGCAGGCAGAAAAGAAGCGAAACGGGAGAAACAAGGAUUUGCCGUUACGGAACACACUGCCGUCGAGACUUCACGGAAGGCGCUUCUCCAAAAAGCAAAAGACGAAGAAAAAACCAAGACCUUACAAUCGUACUCGUUUUCCGAUGAGCCAGGAAGCGAUUCUACAGUAAGAGCCCCACCCAACGAAACAGACGAGCUCUCCGACGAAGAAACCGAGCAGGAACUUCUUCGCGAACUCGGAUUGCUCGAAGACCCUGUCAACGCCAAAGACCCUACAAAAUCCGAAGUUCCCAGUGAAGCCUUUCAAGAGCUUUUACAGAAGAUCGCUGCAGUUGAUUCCCGUCGUCCGACAAAAAAGACAGCAAAGGUCACCAGUCUCCCAGACGUCCGCUCCGCGGGUACCAUCACGUUUACGCCCACCGAGCGCGUCUUCCCGACACCGCGCCGAGAAUCCAAAAUCGCCGAAGAGGAAGAGUGGCUGAAAAAGCAGGCAUCGUACAAAACGCUGCUCAACAGCGAGACCACAGGUCUGAAACUCAGUCCCGCUGAGCGCGACCCCGUCUUGCUGAAAAGCAAAGCCGACAGUUUUCUCCAAUCCAGAGACUACGAUUCUGCGUUAUCGUGCUAUGGAUUGGCGGUGUAUCUCGGGUGUAAAUUACCGGAGAUUUUUUUAAAUCGUGGGUUGUGCCAUCUACUGCGUGGGAAUCUCCAUAAAGUCCUGGAAGAUAUGGAGAAAGCGUUGGAGUAUCUGGAUCCGCCGGUGGAAGAGAACCGGCGUCAGCGGAUGGUGGCGUACUGGCGGCGCGGCAUUGCGUUCUUCGGACUGAAGUUGUAUACUGAAAGUCUAAUCGAGCUCAGUGGUGCGCUGAAUCAAGGGGAGGUAUCCGAAUUAGAGAAGGCCGCGCAGAAAGUGCGACAUGUUGUGGAAAGCGGCGAAGAAGUGCACGAAUACAGUUGGAUGAUGGUGGAAACCGUUUCACACCCGGAUUAGGCUCAUACGCUUAUCGAUCUGGCCCUUUUUGUCACCUCUGUUUGGGCUCUAGCUGCAAACCAGCUGAGCGUUUCCCAGCAUUGUGAAAAGUCAUUUCAUAGCUGACCUUUAUGUAUCUCUUAUGGAAGAAGGGAUGCUUGUUGGCCGGUCAGCGCCACGACCUACUAAGUGGAUUUAGUGGCAGGGUUGACUGACGGCAUGGCCUAACGGAACUGUGCGAAGGAUGCCAGCUGAGCGUGUUGCGUAAAAUGAUGUUAUGUUAUUACUGUAGAUAUGACUUGUUUUUGGUUUUGUUUUAUUGGCCUUGUUAUUUUAUUGGCACAAAAUGCAGUAUACCAGCUGUAUUUAACACAAUUCCCAUAUGUCGCUGUUGUGGAAAAACACCACGCGGACCAGUUGUAAAGCAGUCCACAAUGAUAUGCCUUGCAAAAUA
Paramacrobiotus metropolitanus is the source of this 2375-nucleotide messenger RNA. RefSeq names its product dynein axonemal assembly factor 4-like. The record is from RefSeq and is a predicted model, not a curated record. Gene Ontology annotation, biological process: inner dynein arm assembly; outer dynein arm assembly; cilium movement. Bases 605 to 1942 code for a protein of 445 amino acids. Gene Ontology annotation, molecular function: protein binding. The transcript has 3 exons. Lineage: Eukaryota; Metazoa; Tardigrada; Eutardigrada; Parachela; Macrobiotidae.